GAUCCUCUUGUGGCCCGUUCACCGCGAUCGGCGCCACGAGUGCUGGGUGAUCGAGACACCCGAGGGCGAUCGCUAUGUCGAGCGGAAGGCGGAUUGGCGGUGGCAUGUCUCGUUGUUGCACGGCUGGCCGGAGGGCUUUGCGGGCAACGUGGUGCGUUUCCGGGCCGAGGUGGGCCGAGAAGCGUUGCGCCAGAUGGUGCUGGAAGGUCGCGACCUGGCGCGCGAGGAGCGCCGCCGCCGUCGCCUCCCGCCCGAGCUGGGCGGUCACCUCGGCGAGGACCCGACGACGAUGGUGGACUGGCACGGCGACGAGCGCGGCCUGGAUGCUGGAGUGCUGGAGGCGCCCGGCGAUGAGGAGGUCACCCGCCCCGCCUUGGGUGACGCUGCGCCGCUGGAGGGCGCGGAGAGCGCGUUGCUGGUGGCGGAGCUCCACGCCGGCGGCGGGCUGGCGCUGGGCGACGAGCUGGCCGCGAGCGGGACCGACGUCUCCGCGGGCACGACGGUGAUCGGGCGCCGCGCGGACGGGCGGCCGGCGCUGCGCGAGCGGGCGCCGCUCUCGGACAUUGCUGCCUGGCGGGCGCAGGGAUUCGAUAACGCUCGGAGCCUGGCCCCGCCUCCGCCGCCCCCCGAUGGGGCCGCGCCCGCUGAGGAGGGUCGGCCACGGGACCUGCGAGAUGCCCUGCGCGCCCCAGUCGAAGAGGUCGGCGGGGCGAGCACACCACGCGAGGCCCGAGCCGAGCAGCAGCCCGAGGAUGUCAGGACGUUGGCGGCGGAGUGGAACGAGCAGGGCGUCCGCUUCAAGGAGUGGCGACACGCCGUCGGCGAGAGCAGCGAGGAGGCCGUGGACGGUUGCGACCUGCGAGGAGCGGGAACAGCCCUGCAUUUGAGCCAGAGGUUCACGCAGCACGGCGGCGACCUCAAGACGUGGAUGUCGAACUUCUGCCGUGAGUACGGCAUCGACCAGCGGGGCCGAACCUGGCAUGAGCUGAACUUCUUAGUGACGAUCUUCUGGCUUGCCGGCACGUUCGAUGCAGUGAACCUCGAGGGCUCAGCCUGCUUGGAGGCGGCGGCGCGGCGGAUCGCCCAGAUCACCGAGGCCCAUCGCGUUGCCCCCGGGCAGCCCGCAGCCUGGGAGGCAGGUCGUUUCCUGACAGGCACCAGCGACCCAUUCGACGCGGCGUCGCCCGAACUGCGGAGCUUCGCGAACCGCGCGGCUCGGGGCGAGGCCGAGCGGCUGGCUGCGCCGGGCCGGGGGCGGACGCUGGCGGCCGGCGGUCGCGAAGCCAGCCGCAGCGAUGACGUGGCUGGAGCACUGGAUGCGGGAGGCCCUCCCCGCGUCGGCGCCGAGGGCGACGGAGGCAGAGGCGGCGGCGGCCGCGGCCGCGGUCACGGGCGGAAGAUCAAGCCCGGCGACGCGGGAGCCACGCGCGGUGGGCAGAUCUACCUUCUGCCGCCCCUGCGCGAGCUGAACGCCGACGUCGCCGGCUUGCUCGGUCGCCAGGAUCGGGCGCGCGUGCGACGGCUGGCCAAUGAGAGUCUGGCUGCCCUGAAUUGGAUGCACGGCGCUGAGAGACGGCCGCCUGGCGCGCCGCCCAGCUGGGCCACGCGUUGCCGCGUGGCAGAGCUACAGCACGAGACGCAGCGGGUGGCGCAACUCUUGGCGGCCAGCUGGGGCGCCCCUGCCAGCGCGGAGGAUUCGCAGCAAUGUCUGGCACGACUUGCGGGGCCGAGGCGGCUACGCCCAGCUGGCCCACGCGACGUGACCCCCUUCUCCCACGCCCGGCUGUCGGCCCCGGAAGACCCGGCGGGAUCGCCACGCGUCGCGGACCUGCUGCCGGAGGCGGCGCGGACUCAGUUGAAGGAGCAUGAGAGCCACAUGAUGCGUUCGCUUGCAGAGGUGGGCGAAAUAAAACGCACGUUGCGGUCCAGUUCGACCCUAUAUGGCCUUGUUUUGAGCCACGAGCGCCCCGCCCACGUCGGCCUGGUGAAGCGGCUGCUGAAGAUAGGCCUGGUGCGCUUGUCGACCACGAGUCCGCCCGGGGUCGACUUGGUCAGCGGCGACGGCCUCCGCCGCAUCGAGAGGUCGACGACGAGCGGCCUUGGCCGGGGCGAGGAGCUGGACGACGCCCCGGGUGGCCUCGACACCUGGCUCGGCGCGGGCGACGUGAAGGACUGCUUCCACUGGCUGCUCCUGGACGACGGGCCAGGUCUCCGGGAGUUCUGCGGCCACCCGCCGCUGCGCGCCGCCGAGCGCGGCCUCAGGCAGCUGGGCGGGGUGGCGCUGGAGCGGGGCACUCUGCUCUACCCGCUUGCCCGCGCGCUGCCGACGAGCUGGGCCUGGUCGCUGCACUUCGCCCAGGCGGCCAACGCGCAUCGCAUGACGCUGCUGCGCGAGCUGGACGGGGCCCUGCCCAUGUCAGACCGCGGCCCCCCGCUGCUGCUGGACAGCCCGCUGGCCCUCGGCCAUUACACCUACGAGGACAACAUAAGGGUGCUGGGGGGCUCGGACCAGGUGAGGUCGGCGCUGGAGGCGGCCACGGAGUCGUUCGGUCAGGUGUGGCCCGAGGUGCACGGGACCGCGCUGGUGAAUGGCGGCGGGGAGGCGCUCGGGGCGCAGCUCAACGGCCGCGAGGGGUGCACGCGAUCCACGCCCUCCAGGUUCUGGCACCUUCGCGGCGCGGUGCAGGCGCUGCUGCGGCGUUGCAAGGUGAGCGGCGUCGAGCUGGAGAUCGUCGCGGGACACCUCACGUUCCUGGGCCUGGUGCGCCGCGAGAGCUUGAGUUGCUUCCACUGCACAUACCGCUUCACCCAGCGCCGCUACUUCGACAGGGCCGAGCUGUGGCGGAGCGUGGCCGAGGAGCUGCGGGCCUUCACGGGCCUGAUGAUCUUCCUCCACGCGGACUGGGACGCCAGGUGGCUCCCUGGGGUCCACCAGUCGGACGCGCCCCUCGCCUGCUUUGGCCUGGCAUAUUCGCUGUGGGAUCCUCGCGACGUCGGCCGGGCCGCGUCUGCGGGCGGCCCCGCCAUCGCCUGGGGGCGGGAGCUGCGCGGCGGCACGCUGCGGAGGAUCCUCGAGGGGGAGGUGGACCGCCGGUGCCAGGACCCCGCUUUUGAGGAGGUGCCGGCGGAGCUGCUGCACGCUGGGCGCUGGCGGACAGUUCUGGCCGAUCGGUGGGCCUUCGAGGAGGGGAUCCUCCAUCUCGAGGGCCUCGCGCUGGUCAAGGCCGCGGUGCGCGUGGCUAGCUCUCGCGCAGGCCACGACGGCCGAGCCCUCCUGCUGUGCGACAACAUGGCGGUGGUCCUUGCCCUCUCACGGUCGCGGGCUCGGGACUUCAAGCUACCGACAAUGAUUCAGCGCGCGGCAGCUUGCUCGUUCGGGCGAGGGACCAGGUUCAGUUAUACGUGGAUCCCCUCGGAGUUCAACAGCAGCGACGAGCGGGGCAAAAGUUUUUCAAAAGAGUACGAGAGGGAUAAGUGCGUCACCCACCUACUGCCUUGUGGUGGAUGGGAGAGAGACAGAUCGGAGCAGGCCCCAGAUGGCCCUGACGUCGAGCGUGCACCCGCGACCUCAGCGAUCCACUUUCCGGAGCCAUCCUGGCUCGAGAAGGGCGGCGCCAGCGUGGGGACCGCGGCCGCAUGCCUGGCUGCCAGCGAGGCGAGGCUGGCCGAGCGGCAUGCCCCCGCGGGGCCAGGCCAGCCGAGCGCGGGCGCUGACCCGUCCGCUGGGAUCGGCGCCGCCCGCGGCCAGGUCGGGGCAGUCUGCAGCAACCUGCACCAGCGGGUCAGCGCCGGGCCCAUGCCGUCGCCGACGGAGCUGGAGCACGCCCCAGAGACGCGCUGGGGCCGGGCCGCGGCGGACCUCCUGGGCAGUUCCAGAGCCGCGGGCGAAGCCGCCGCUGCCGCCGAGGACGCCAGCGAGAGCAGCUGCGAGGAGGAGCUGCCGGGGCGAGCCUCGGCGCGCGCCGACGACCGGACAUACCUGGAGGCGCACAGCGUCAAGGCCGCCACCCGCGCCCGCUACCAGAUGCACGUGGACGAGCUGAUCGCCUUCGCGGACAAGCGCAACGCCCCUCUCGUCGAGGAUGCCGGGGUAGACGACUGCAUCGCGAAGUGGAUGAACGCCGAGUUCAGCGAGGGCCGCCGCGCUUGGCGCGGGGAGAGCAUGCUGGCGGCAGUGAUGUUCACCUUCCCUGGCUUCAGUCGCAACGGCAGUCGGAAGCUCCCACGAGCGUUCCGAUGCCUUCGACGCUGGCGCAUCCUGGGCCCGCCGAUGAGCCGCACUCCCUUGCCCUGGCCCACGUGGGCGGCGCUGGCGCUGCAGCUGGUGCGCCACGGCCACGGUCUGGCGGCGAUCGCGGUGCUCGCGAUGGUGGAAGCGUACCUGCGACCGUCGGAGCUGCUGUCGCUGACGAGACGUUCGCUGCUCCCACCAGACGCUUGGCUCAACUACAUGUUCCAUCGCCUCAGUCGGGGCCCCAGGGACGAGCGGGUCUCCCCUUGGGACUACAGCCAGUUCUACCAGAUGUUCGUGCAGGCCGCGGUGGCCCUCGGAUUCAAGAUGGUGCCAUACCAGGGCCGCCACAGCGGGAUCUCGAUCGAUUGGGCUCAGCGGGUCAGGAGCCUGGACGAGCGCUUGAAGAGGGGGCGGUGGAAGGCCACCAAGAGCGUCGCCAGGCACGGGAAGGCGGGCCGCCCGAACGAUGCCUGGCGGGAGCUGACCGCCAGCCAGAAGGAGCACGCCCUCGACUGCGAGCGCCAGCUCGAGGAGUGCCUCGCGCGGCGGGCGGCGUCGGCGGCGCGACGGGCAAGCUACGCGCCCCGCGAGUGGGGUGCGAAGGCGGGCCCCGUCGGCGACCUCUGCCGGCCGUGCGCGGAGGCAGACCUGCGGAGGGCAGUGCGGCAGAGCCAG
Molecule: messenger RNA, 4909 nt
Organism: Prorocentrum cordatum
Lineage: Eukaryota; Dinophyceae; Prorocentrales; Prorocentraceae
Source: the annotation of a GenBank genome assembly